Messenger RNA from Nomascus leucogenys (northern white-cheeked gibbon), 2787 nucleotides. RefSeq names its product cytochrome P450 3A4. Gene Ontology annotation, biological process: steroid metabolic process; oxidative demethylation. Bases 104 to 1603 code for a protein of 499 amino acids. Gene Ontology annotation, molecular function: oxidoreductase activity, acting on paired donors, with incorporation or reduction of molecular oxygen, reduced flavin or flavoprotein as one donor, and incorporation of one atom of oxygen; testosterone 6-beta-hydroxylase activity; heme binding. The transcript has 13 exons. The record is from RefSeq and is a predicted model, not a curated record. NCBI's taxonomy places the organism in Eukaryota, Metazoa, Chordata, Mammalia, Primates, Hylobatidae.
ACUGCUGUGCAGGGCAGGAAAGCUCCAUGCACACAGCCCAGCAAACAGCAGCACACACCUGAAAGGAAGACUCAGAGGAGAGAGAUAAGGAAGGAAAGUAGUGAUGGAUCUCAUCCCAAACUUGGCCGUGGAAACCUGGCUUCUCCUGGCUGUCAGCCUGGUGCUCCUCUAUCUAUGUGGAACCCAUUCACAUGGACUUUUUAAGAAGCUUGGAAUUCCAGGGCCCACACCUCUGCCUUUUUUGGGAAAUAUUUUGUCCUAUCGUAAGGGCUUUUGGACGUUUGACAUGGAAUGUCAUAAAAAGUAUGGAAAAGUGUGGGGCUUUUAUGAUGGUCGACAGCCUGUGCUGGCUAUCACAGAUCCUGACAUGAUCAAAACAGUGCUAGUGAAAGAAUGUUAUUCUGUCUUCACAAACCGGAGGCCUUUUGGUCCAGUGGGAUUUAUGAAAAGUGCCAUCUCUAUAGCUGAGGACGAAGAAUGGAAGAGAAUACGGUCAUUGCUGUCUCCAACCUUCACCAGUGGAAAACUCAAGGAGAUGGUCCCUAUCAUUGCCCAGUAUGGAGAUGUGUUGGUGAGAAAUCUGAGGCAAGAAGCAGAGACAGGCAAGCCUGUCACCUUGAAAGACGUUUUUGGGGCCUACAGCAUGGAUGUGAUCACUAGCACAUCAUUUGGAGUGAACAUCGACUCUCUCAACAAUCCACAAGACCCCUUUGUGGAAAACACCAAGAAGCUUUUAAGAUUUGAUUUCUUAGAUCCAUUCUUUCUCUCAAUAAUCUUUCCAUUCCUCACCCCAAUUCUUGAAGUAUUAAAUAUCUCUGUGUUUCCAAGAGAAGUUACAAGUUUUUUAAGAAAAUCUGUAAAAAGGAUGAAAGAAAGUCGCCUCAAAGAUACACAAAAGCACCGAGUGGAUUUCCUUCAGCUGAUGAUUGACUCUCAGAAUUCGAAAGAAACUGAGUCCCACAAAGCUCUGUCUGAUCUGGAGCUCGUGGCCCAAUCAAUUAUCUUUAUUUUUGCUGGCUAUGAAACCACGAGCAGUGUUCUCUCCUUCAUUAUGUAUGAACUGGCCACUCACCCUGAUGUCCAGCAGAAACUGCAGGAGGAAAUUGAUGCCGUUUUACCCAAUAAGGCACCACCCACCUAUGAUACUGUGCUACAGAUGGAGUAUCUUGACAUGGUGGUGAAUGAAACGCUCAGAUUAUUCCCAAUUGCUAUGAGACUUGAGAGGGUCUGCAAAAAAGAUGUUGAAAUCAAUGGGAUGUUCAUUCCCAAAGGGGUGGUGGUGAUGAUUCCAAGCUAUGUUCUUCACCAUGACCCAAAGUAUUGGACAGAGCCUGGGAAGUUCCUACCUGAAAGAUUCAGCAAGAAGAACAAGGACAGCAUAGAUCCUUACAUAUACACACCCUUUGGAACUGGACCCAGAAACUGCAUUGGCAUGAGGUUUGCUCUCAUGAACAUGAAACUUGCUCUAAUCAGAGUCCUUCAGAACUUCUCCUUCAAACCUUGUAAAGAAACACAGAUCCCCCUGAAAUUACACUCAGGAGGACUUCUUCAACCAGAAAAACCCAUUGUUCUAAAGGUUGAGUCAAGGGAUGGCACCGUUUAAGUGGAGCCUGAAUUUUCCUAAGGACUUCUGCUUUGCUCUUCAAGAAAUCUGUGCCUGAGAACACAAGAGACCUCAAAUUACUUUGUGAAUAGAACUCUGAAAUGAAGAUGGGCUUCAUCCAAUGGACUGCAUAAAUAACCGGGGAUUCUGUAUAUGCAUUGAGCUCUCUCACUGUCUGUGUAGAGUGUUAUACCUGGGAAUAUAAAGGAGGUGACCAAAUCAGUGCGAGGAGGUAGAUUUGGCUCCUCUGCUUCUCAUGGGACUAUUUCCACCACCCCCAGUUAGCACCAUUAACUCCUCCUGAGCUCUGAUAAGAGAAUCAACAUUUCUCAAUAAUUUCAUCCACAAUUAUUAAUGAAAAUAAGAAUUAUUUUGAUGGCUCUAACAAUGACAUUUAUAUCACAUUUUCUCUGGAGUAUUCCAUAAUAAGUUUUAUAUUAAAUCAACAAAGACCACUUUACAAAAGUAUUAUCAGAUGCUUUCCUGCACAUUAAGGAGAAAUCUAUAGAACUGAAUGAGAACCAACAAGUAAAUAUUUUUGGUCAUUGUAAUCACUGUUGGUGUGGGGCCUUUGUCAGAACUAGAAUUUGAUUACUAACACAGGUGAAAGUUAAUCCACUGUGACUUUGCCCAUUGUUUAGAAGGAAUAUUCAUAGUUUAAUUAUGCCUUUUUUGAUCAGGCACAGUCGCUCACACCUGUAAUCCCAGCACUUUGGGAGGCUGAACCGGGCGGAUCACCUGAGGUCAGGAGUUCAAGACCAGCCUGGCCAACAUGGUGAAACCCCAUCUCUACUAAAAAUACAAAUAUUAACUAGGCGUGGUGGCACACACCUGUAAUCUCACUACACAGGAGGCUGAGGCAGGAGAAUCACUUGAACCUGGGAGGCGGAUGUUGAAGUGAGCUGAGAUUGCACCACUGCACUCCAGUCUGGGUGACAGAGUGAGACUCAGUCUCAAAAAAAAUAUAUAUGCCUUUUUGAAGAACAUAUAUUUUGUAACAAAGAACUGAAGCCCUUAUUAUAUUAUUAGUUUUGAUUUAAUGUUUUCAGCCCAUCUCCUUUGAUAUUUCUGGGAGACAGAAAACAUGUUUCCCUACACCUCUUGCAUUCCAUCCUCAACACCCAACUGUCUCGAUGCAAUAAACACUUAAUAAAAAACAGUCUAGUGGUCAAUUGAUUGAGCAA